Molecule: messenger RNA, 793 nt
Organism: Rubroshorea leprosula
Lineage: Eukaryota; Viridiplantae; Streptophyta; Magnoliopsida; Malvales; Dipterocarpaceae
Source: the annotation of a GenBank genome assembly
AAAAUUAAUAUGAUAAUAAGUGUCUCACAGUGGUCAACAGAUCUUUUCAAUUUAAUGUGUCAUACUUGUUUUGAAUGAUUUUUUUCUUAAUAAAUAUAGAUAGAUAUAAAUUCUUUUGAUUUAAUAAUUGCAACAAUAACAGUAUGUUUGUACUAGGAGGAGAAGGAAUUCAUGUUCAUGUUCUGUCAGUCGCUUACAAUUACGUAAACACUUCCGCAGGGCAUUGCAUGAGAAAGAUAACGGCAGGAUGCCCCGAAGGAAAUUCUUCUACAUUGCACUCAUCUGCAGCUGUGCUUGAAGAUUUUGAGUUUGAAGGGAGCAUAAGAGCAGCGCCACUGCACAAAGUACGCAUCUUUUAUAUCGUGCUUGAUGUUAACACCAGAAUUGGUGUUGCACAGCCUCUGCAUUUGACUGUGUACAAAAUUGAGAUUUAGAGCCAUCUUUUAUAUAGUAAGCAUCAUACUAAAUUAUAAAAUAAAGACUAUUGGAUGGGGAGAGAACCCCUAAUAUCAAGGACCUCACCCCCAUCAAAUAGUUAGUAUAGUACAAUCCUAUAUAAUUCAAUCUGCACUACACUUUUUCAUAGACCUUUAUCCUGUAUGGAUUUUAUUAUGAGUUAUUCUUUAUUACAAAGAAGAGGUUUUUUUAUUUUUUUAACCCAAAAUCUAUAUACCGUCCAGGUCUUUAUGCUGCAUAUAGUUUAUAAUGUUCACUUCAUAUGUAUAUAAGAAAGGAAAAAAUUAUGUUCACUCCUUCAGUGGAGAAAGGAAAACGCAGUCCAACCUGUAAGAAA